This is a messenger RNA of Carlito syrichta (Philippine tarsier), 1532 nucleotides long. It is a transcript of the gene ZFP2, whose product is annotated as ZFP2 zinc finger protein. Bases 71 to 1441 code for a protein of 456 amino acids. The transcript has a single exon. Gene Ontology annotation, biological process: regulation of immune system process; negative regulation of transcription by RNA polymerase II; regulation of cytokine production. NCBI's taxonomy places the organism in Eukaryota, Metazoa, Chordata, Mammalia, Primates, Tarsiidae. The record is from RefSeq and is a predicted model, not a curated record.
GGAGAAAAAACUUGAAACCAGAGGGUCAACGCCAAAGCUCAACAUUACUGAAGAUUUAUCCCAUGGGGUAAUGAUGGAAGGGGAAGGUCUCUGGCAUUCUGCUUUAGGGGAAACCUGGGAACCUGAUAAUUGGUUAGAGGAACAACAGAAAACCCAGGACAGACAUCUGGGUCAAGUGGCAGUUACCCACAAGGAAACCCUCACUAAGAGGAAGGUAUGUGGAGGUAACACAUUUGGAAGAUGUUCCAGUGAGGGUUCGAUCCUUGACACACAACAGAGCAUUCCUAUGGUGAAAAGGCCCCAUAAUGGUAAUUCACAUGGAAAAGACGCUCAAAGAAUGUUUGUGGGACAGAAAAUCUAUGAAUGUAAUGAAUGCAGCAAAACCUUCUGCCAGAGCUCAUCCCUUCUGAAGCACCAGAGGAUUCACACUGGGGAGAAACCCUACAAGUGUAAUGUGUGUGGGAAGCACUUCAUCGAACGCUCCUCCCUCACUGUUCAUCAAAGGAUUCACACUGGAGAGAAACCCUACGAGUGUAAUGAAUGCGGGAAGGCCUUCAGUCAGAGUAUGAAUCUCACUGUUCAUCAAAGAACUCAUACUGGAGAGAAACCCUAUCAGUGUAAAGAGUGUGGAAAAGCUUUCCGUAAGAAUUCAUCUCUUGUUCAACACGAAAGGAUUCACACCGGAGAGAAACCCUACAAAUGUAAUGAAUGUGGGAAAGCUUUUACCCAAAGCAUGAAUUUGACAGUGCACCAGAGAACUCAUACAGGAGAAAAACCCUACGAAUGUACCGAAUGUGGAAAAGCCUUCAGUCAAAGCAUGCAUCUUAUUGUUCACCAGAGAAGUCACACUGGAGAAAAACCCUAUGAGUGUAGUCAGUGUGGCAAAGCCUUUAGCAAGAGCUCAACUCUUACUCUACAUCAGCGAAAUCACACUGGAGAAAAACCCUACAAAUGUAACAAAUGUGGAAAAUCCUUCAGCCAAAGUACAUAUCUUAUAGAACACCAGAGGCUUCAUUCUGGAGUAAAACCUUUCGAAUGUAAUCAGUGUGGAAAAGCUUUCAGUAAGAAUUCAUCUCUUACUCAACAUCGGAGAAUUCACACGGGAGAAAAACCCUAUGAAUGUCUGGUAUGUGGCAAACAUUUCACUGGAAGAUCAUCCCUUACCGUACAUCAGGUAAUUCACACUGGAGAGAAACCUUAUGAAUGCAAUGAAUGUGGAAAGGCCUUUAGCCAGAGUGCAUACCUUAUUGAGCAUCAAAGAAUUCAUACUGGUGAGAAACCCUAUGAAUGUGAUCAGUGUGGAAAAGCCUUCAUUAAGAAUUCAUCCCUUACAGUGCAUCAGAGAACUCAUACAGGAGAGAAACCCUAUCAGUGUAAUGAAUGUGGGAAAGCUUUCAGUCGGAGCACAAACCUUACACGACAUCAAAGAACGCAUACGUGAGGACGGUUUUCAUUGGCCCUAAGUCACGAUUAACUCUUCAGUAAUAGAUAAGUCAUACAAUGUAGAAACCUAAUAAAUGUUAACAGUUAUG